AUGGGGCUGCUGCCGGAGAGCAAGGCUCAGGGAACCGGUCCGGUGCUGGGAGCAUCAGAUGAGCACUCUGUCGACCUUGCGAGGGUGAUGGGGCCAGUUCAGGUCGCACCCAGGCCCAUGGAGCCCCUGUCUUCCCCGUCGGCGCACUACGCCGGGGACUCGCACUCGGCGAUGCGCACGACGGCGCUAACCACGCUCCCACUCGUCGCAACCAACCGCGCAGAGAGAGGGGAGAGAAAAUCCAAGUUUCACCCUAAAAUCUCGACCGUCUCUCGGCGGCCGCCGUCCGGUUCCGAGCUUAAGGACGCCGCCAGAUUUCCUUCAUCGUCGGCAACGAGGCGUUGGAGAAGAGGCACUCCACCACCGACAUCGAUGGCCGAUCCUCGUCGCUCACCGGAAAGUCUACUGUGUUUGUGGCCUUUAAUUGCAUUUAAGCCUCUUGAUAGUCUUAGGACGGGGGAGAUUGCACUCAAUGGUAGUCAGCGUAAAUGGGCUGCCGCCAAUCUCGGCGGACGAGUGACGGUUUCCAGAUAUCAGCCUCCAGCUGAUACUGCUAGCUUCAACCUGGUAUUCUUAGCGCUUGAUUUGACUACUAGCCUCACUAUACGAAAAGCGACCGAGCUUAAGGCGGAUGAGUUUGGACGAUAUCUCAAGAACCGCUAUUCAGGGCAGGUGAUUUCACCGGGUCAAAUAGUGUCAACUCGCUUCGAGAACAUCAAGUAUGCGUGUAGGGUGACUCUGUCUAUUGGGGCUGAUCACAUGAACCCACAAGGUUUCCUAUCUAGAGAUACUAACAUCGCCUUUGAGGCAGCUGCUGGUCGCAUUAAGAUUGUAAAUCAAGAUCCCAGACCUCCACCAAUCAUUAAGGAUACGAUUGAUUUGAAAAGAAUGGGUAUUGGUGGUCUGAGCCACCACAUUGGGAUUCGCAAUGUCAGAGGCAUGCUACUUUUUGGUCCUCCGGGGAAUGGGAAAACUAUGAUUGCUCGUAAGGUUGCAAAUUUGCUGAAUGCAAAAGUGCAGACUGUUAGUGGUCCAUCUCUUCUGGAUCCAUACUUCGGUACGACAGAAAGGAACGUACGAGAAUUGUUUGAACCUAUCAUAAAGGACCAGGUCAAGCUUGGAGAAAAAAGUCCAUUGCAUGUGAUAAUCUUUGACGAGUUCGAUGCGAUAGCGAUGAAACGAGGAAGGUCUAGUGGCUCUGGACACACUGACAUUAUGGUUAAUCAGUUGCUUACAAUGAUGGAUGGGCUGACCCCUCUGGACAAUCUUUUAGUCUUUGCAACCACUAACCGUAGGGAUCUUAUUGACGAAGCAUUUCUCAGGCCGGGUCGCCUGGAGAUUGAGAUUGAGAUUGGCCUUCCCGAUCUAGCUGCAAGACAAGAAAUCCUGGAGAUUCAUACUGCAAAGCUUCUGGAAAACCAUUAUCUUGAUGGUGAUGUAUCAAUUGAAAAUCUUGCUCAUCGUACCGACGGUUACAGUGGUGCGAUGCUCGAAGGGGUGGUGAAGUCUGCCGUGUCAGCAGCGCUGCAAAGGAAUAUUGCUCCCAAUCAUUUAGUCUGGACUGGCGAUUACAAUGCUUUCAAAGUUCUGGAAAGUGACUUUGUGGCAGCAGUGACUGAGAACAUACUGCGGCAUUGGUUUGGACUCUUGAUUUGCAAAAGGUUCCGUACUGGUGGGGUUGGGACUAAGUGUCCACGUGUCUCUAUGUCGGGCGGCCAUGCAUACACGUUUGGACGCCUUUCGCGAGCUAGAAACUCAGAAGGGAAAAAGAAAUCUGUGGCUUGGCAGCAUUUCACAAUGGUGGCUGAAACGAUAGGUACAGAUAUGCCUAAGGCUGCUUGCAAUUAUUGCAAGAAGGAAUAUUUUGCUAAUGGCGGUGAUGAAGAUGGAGGGGACCAAGAUGUCAUUAGUGUGCAGAAUGAGAUAUCUAUUUGCACAAGGGGUAGAGGAAGAAAGAGGCUCAGAAUGCUUGGUCCACCUUCUAGUGAGGACUGGAAAGACGCUAAGUGUUUAACCGAGUUUUUGAGGCUUUUCUACAACGCCACUCUUAAGCUUUCUGGUGCUCAGUAUACUACUUCUAACCAGUUUUUCCACGAGCUUGUCGCUUUGCAGCAAAACAUCAUGACCAUGACUGAGAGUAAUGAUCGAAUAUUGAGUUCAAUGGCUUUCAGAAUGUUGUCCAAGUUUACCAAAUACUGGUCGAUUAUGUGAACUCUUUGUUGCACAUAGCUGUGGUCCUAGAUCCAAUAUAUAAGCUAAAAUAUGUGGAAUACUGCAUGACACGACUUUGCGGAGAGAAAAAGGCUGCUGAGUUUGCAGAAGAUCUUGAGAAAAAGCUGGUUGAGCUGUAUGAGUAUUAUUUGGAAGAAAAUCCUAAUUCUGGGCACUCUAAACAUGCUACUUCCGCUGCUAGCCUUGAUAUUUCUGCUGAUUUACUGAAUACAGAUCCUGCAAAAGCUCUUAGACUUUAGUUUGCAAAGGAACAUGCAUCUUCUGCUAGCAUUGGAGGGAAGUCAGAAGUUCAGCGAUACCUUUCUGAAGUUGCAGAGGGGGAAACAGAUGCAUUUGACAUUUUAUUCUGGUGGAAAAUCAACUCUUCCAAGUAUCCAAUCAUAGCACUUAGCACGAAUUGCAAAAGAUGUGCUUGCUGUGCCUGUAACAAGUGUGGCUUCGGAGUCAACAUUCAGCACUAGGGGUCGUGUACUUGAUGCAUAUCGGAGCAACUUAGUACCAACUACUGUGGAAGCAUUGAUUAGCUGUCAAGAUUGGUUGAAAUCUUCUGGACACUCCAUAGGGGUUCAUAAUGCAUUCCCUGGUAUCGAAGCAUAAGAGGAUUAAGAAGAUCAUGGAUAUGCUCCUGUUGAUCUUGUUCCUUUGGGGAUGUUGGAGACUUGGAGUCAAUAAAAGGGACCAAAAGGGAACAAGUCAGAACUCGAACUCAGAAGCAACAGAGGAAUGGGCACUAUUGGGUGGCGCCUAACAUUUGAAAAUGUAAAGCGCCUAGGUUGGCCAGGUGCUUCAAAUGAGGGCACCAAAGAUUGAGGUGCCAACGACGAGAAAAAAGGGGUAUUCGGCAGACGCCUAGGCUAAAAGGAGUAUGUCAAAGGUGCAGGCCAGCAUUGGUGAGUCAGGAGCCCAUGAUGGGAGUACAAGCACGCGCAGACCGGUUCGACAAAAGAAGACGAUUGAAAGGCCAAAGGGGGUUAGGCGCCUGCAACAAGUGAAUUCUUAGGUACGCGCGGAGUGGAUGGGCGCUAUUGGGGCGACGCCUAACAUUUGAAAACGUAAGGGCGCCCCGAUUGAAGGGAAUGGGGAGCAUCAGUGCCACUAAAUGACGAUCAAUCUUGGGAGUAUUACUAGAAUGAGCGCCUCUCAAAAGGUGUGUGAGAAACGCCAAUCGAAUAGGAAGCAACAAGUGCGUCAAAGGGCGUAGUUAGGCAUUUAAGAAGUGAAGGUUGAGCGCCUAAUUGGGGGGUAAUUGUUGGGGGUAUUACGUGGGCCUGCCCAAAUAUGGGCACAAUAUGAUCUAGUAGAAGAAGAAAAAGCUCCAUUAUGAGGUAGGCCCAUGGGUAGUCCUAUUGGGUCGGGUCCAUGCAUGAAGUGGGCAACCUAAAGACAAAACUCAGGAAACUCAAAAGAAGUACGGAUUGCCUAUGUUCCCCCUGUUGGGCGCCUAUCAAUUGUCAGAGGCCUGACAUGUCGGUCAGGGGCCUAGUCUGACAGAAGUUUGGAGCAUUAAAUGUGUCGCUAGCGUGGAGCUGGGUUGAAGGAGCCCGGUCUAGAGUUGGGUGAGAGUAAAUAGGGCCGGUAGGUAGCAUUUAUAGAGGGGGACUUUCACACUAAAAAACUAGAGUUAAACACUUCUCUAUCUAAACCCCGGACUAACUUGAUCGUCAGAGGAUUAACGGGCCCAGGCGCCCACCUCUGUGUGCAUCUGUGCAGGCCAGACGCUUAGGAAUCAGUGAGCAAGGAGUGUGUGGCGAAGAAGCAGACUCUCGGGUAUCCGGGAAUAAACAUAAACCAUGCCAAACUUCUUUCACAAAACUGCA
Molecule: messenger RNA, 4049 nt
Organism: Linum tenue
Lineage: Eukaryota; Viridiplantae; Streptophyta; Magnoliopsida; Malpighiales; Linaceae
Source: the annotation of a GenBank genome assembly